Messenger RNA from Tachysurus fulvidraco (yellow catfish), 1726 nucleotides. RefSeq lists its product as uncharacterized. The transcript is spliced from 4 exons. The record is from RefSeq and is a predicted model, not a curated record. Bases 211 to 879 code for a protein of 222 amino acids. NCBI's taxonomy places the organism in Eukaryota, Metazoa, Chordata, Actinopteri, Siluriformes, Bagridae.
UGUCGUCAGAGUUCUACAAAGGUCAAUUUGCCUGGCAACCAACGUCUAGGUAACAGCUGCUGUACACAGUGAAUAUGUUUCACGUUUAAUAUCCUGUUUAUAAAAAAAACAAACAAAACAGUUUAUUACUGUGAGUAAAGUGUAAGUAAGAGAUUAAAAGCGAGUUUAAAAGAAGAAGCGUGAUCCUUUUUCAGGCACUCUUUAGGAAGCAUGUCACGGAACACCUCCAAGACUCGAGUUGAAAAGGCUCGUGUGACUUCAGCCCAGCCUCCACCUCCUAAUCAAGCUGAGGACGAGGAGGACAGUGUGGACCCAGGAUGUCUGGCCAAGUCUGAGCUCCUGAUGAUGAGAGCUCAUGAAGAAGGAGAGGAAAUUGUUGCAGAUAUCCUGGAGGAACUCAUGACCCAUGCUUUGGAGAAGUGUUAUGAAGUGUAUCUCAAGAAACAGAUAAUACCAUUCACUGUGACCUGGGCAAAGAAUACCAUGUUCCAGCUGGCAAAGUGUAAGUACCUUAUGCAUGAUGAAGGUGAUGAUGUAGACACAACCUCAAUCCUGAAGGAAGAAACAGCACCUGCACCUUCGCUUCCAGAUUCCUGGGCUGAAGGUUGUGUGCCAGUUAUCAAAAUCUCAAAUCAUUUCCAGAUGGUUAAGAUUGAUGCACACAAAGCUGAUGUUAAAGAGACACUAAAAAUACAGGAAGCCCAGUCAAUAAACCAAACUGAAGCUCCCCCAAGGAAACCAAGACGAAACAACAGGAGCAUGAAAGUAAUCCCUGCGUCUCAUGCAAAGAUUGAAUUGGAAAGAAAACCGCAUCCACCUGAGACACCUUCAUCAAAAAAACUGAAACCUCCAGAAACACAGAAUAUAUUGCAGUAUUAAGACUUAUUGGUCGAAAACAACCUGGACAUUUUCUACAGACAAGAUCUAUAGCAGGUGUCUCAGAACAUCCUGUCCUAUAAAAGAAUGAUACCAAAUGACAAUUUUGAGAGACUGACUUUGAGAGUAAUUGGAACUGUUCCCUAGUUUAAGAUAUUCUUGUAUACAGUAAAGAGAGCCAACCAAAAUAUGCUUUAGUUAAGACAAUAGGUUUUAGACAACCUACAGAUUUCUUUUUUUGUUCAUUCAAAAUGGAUGUUUUGGGUUCUACAUAACUAUUGAGUUGACAAACAGAAUUGCUUUAAUUAAAACAUCUGAAUAAGACACUAAAAACAGCAAAUAUACAAUAUACCUUGCCAAAAGAUUUCUGGUGAAUGGACCAGAUUAACAUUUACAGGUGUGAAAAAGUGUUGGCCCCCUUCCUGAUUUUGUAUUUUUUUGCAUGUUUGUCACACUUCAAUGUUUCACAACAUGCAGUUUUUAAAUAAAGGUUUUUAUUAUUAAAGGAAAAAAAUUUUGGUUCACUCAUUUUUGCAGAAUUGUUGUUGUUCAGCCAUAUUGGAGGGUUUUUGAGCAUGAAUCGCCUUUUAAGGUCAUACCACAACAUCUCAAUAGGAUUCAGGUCAGGGCUUUGACUUCAUUUUGCUUUUUUCAGCCAUUCAGAGGUGGACUUGGUGGUGUGUUUUGGCUCAUUGUCCUGUUGUAGAACCCAAGUUUGCUUCAGCAUGAGGUCACGAACAGAUGGCUGCACAUUGUCCUUCAGGAUUUUUUGGUAGACAGCAGAAUCCAUGGUUCCAUUUAUCACAGCAAAUAUUCCAUGUCCUGUAGCAGCAAAACAGCCCCAGACCAU